Molecule: messenger RNA, 881 nt
Organism: Physcomitrium patens
Lineage: Eukaryota; Viridiplantae; Streptophyta; Bryopsida; Funariales; Funariaceae
Biological process (GO): cytoplasmic microtubule organization
Molecular function (GO): microtubule binding
Source: RefSeq, a predicted model, not a curated record
CAGCUCGGCGACAGAAUCCUGUGCCGUGGGUUCCCGCUACAUGGCCUUCAAUCCCAGAGCUCGUGAUUGGGUUUCUCGAUUUCGAAACUGACUCGCAAUUUACCUUCAACGGCCGAUUCAUGUCUGAAAACCUCGGAGCAUUUGAGGAAGAAUUGCGUGCGAGAGCGAGUAUCGUGGAGUAGGCUACAAUGGUGUGUGAUAAGUGUGAGAAGAAGCUCACGAAAGUGAUAGUGCCUGACAAGUGGAAGGAAGGUGCCAGUAAUACUACAGAAGGAGGUGGGCGAAAGAUCAACGAAAACAAACUGCUCUCUAAGAAGAACAGGUACACUCCUUAUGGGAAAACGAAGUGCAUAAUCUGUAAGCAGCAGGUUCACCAGGAAGGGAAGUACUGCCAGUCUUGUGCCUACAAGAAAGGUGUAUGUGCCAUGUGUGGAAAACAAGUCUUAGACACCAAACUAUACAAGCAGAGCAAUGUUUAAUGCACGAAGGUUGAGUUACUUCAAUCCGACGCUCUGUUAAAUGACGUGGUAUCCUACUGCUGAAUUCGACCUCGUUUUCUAUUUUGGCUGUGGACGGUGGCAAAGAUGUGGGCGCAUACGACACAGCACAUCUAAAAUCACUUUUUAGUGUAAGAAUAUUCUUGUAGAAAAGCAGCUGCUGCUCGAUCCGCUGUGCACUACUUUAUGAUCGUAUGGCAGACUGUGAAAGCGUGGGGUUAGAUUUUGUAAUACAGUUGUAUUUGCAUUCUGGCAGGAAGUUAGCAACCUGCAUCGUCACCGAUGCCUUUCCAUUGAAUCAGAAUACGCACUGUUCCUUGAUGUAGAUAACUGACCACUUUUUUUUUGUUAAGUAAGAUUCUGGAUAAGGAAUUUUUUUGUUUA